Lolium rigidum is the source of this 1615-nucleotide messenger RNA. Its product is annotated as berberine bridge enzyme-like Cyn d 4. Gene Ontology annotation, molecular function: oxidoreductase activity; FAD binding. The transcript has a single exon. NCBI's taxonomy places the organism in Eukaryota, Viridiplantae, Streptophyta, Magnoliopsida, Poales, Poaceae. Bases 26 to 1615 code for a protein of 529 amino acids. The record is from RefSeq and is a predicted model, not a curated record.
UACCUCUGUGGCCUCGUUGCGAACAAUGGCGCUAGCAAUGCUCAUCAUGAUCUCUAGCUUAUUCUUCCAUUCUUCAUAUGCUUCCUCAGAUGACUUCCUCCGGUGCCUCGCGGCGUCCAUACCGAACAAGGUUCUCUUCGCCCAGAGCUCCCCGCGGUUCCCGUCGGUCCUCGCGUCCUCCGUCCGGAACCCCAGGUUCCUGACGCCCGGGACUGCGUGGCCGCUCUGCAUCGUCACCCCGACGAACGCGUCGCACGCCCAGGCCGCCGUCGUCUGCGGCCGCCGCCACGGCGUGCGCCUCCGCGUGCGCAGCGGCGGGCACGACUACGAGGGCCUCUCUUACAGGUCGGUGCGGCCCGGCGCGGCGUUCGCCGUGGUCGACCUCGCCCGCCUUCGCUCCGUGCGCGUCACCCGUGGACCGCCCGCCACCGCGUGGGUGGACUCCGGCGCGACGCUCGGGGAGCUCUACCACGCCGUCGGGAGGGCCAGCGGCCGUCUCGCGUUCCCGGCGGGCCUGUGCCCGACGGUGGGCGUCGGCGGGCACCUCAGCGGCGGCGGCUUCGGCAUGCUCCUUCGCAAGCACGGCCUCGCCGCCGACCACGUCGUGGAUGCCGUGCUGGUCGAUGCCAAGGGGCGGCUCCUGGACAGGACCUCCAUGGGGCGCGAUGUAUUCUGGGCCAUCCGUGGCGGCGGCGGAGGAGGGAGCUUCGGCAUCGUGCUGUCGUGGCAGGUGAAGCUCGUGCCCGUGCCGCCGACGGUCACGGUGUUCACCGUCGCCAAGUCAGUCGAGGAGGGCGCGGUGGACAUCCUCGCCAAGUGGCAAGAGGUCGCCCCGGCUCUCCCCGACGACCUGUUCGUGAGGGUGCUCGUCCAGGGACAGGUGGCCAGCUUCCAGUCCCUGUACCUGGGCACCUGCGACGCGCUCCUGCCGGUGAUGCGCCACCGCUUCCCAGCGCUCGGCGUGAACCGAAAGCACUGCAAGGAGAUGACCUGGCUCCAGUCCGUAGCCUACGUCUACCUCGGCGCCGGCGCCACCGUGGAGGACAUCCUGAACCGGACCACCGCCGUGGACGUGGUCUUCAGCAAGGCAACGUCCGACUACGUCCGGCGUGGCAUCUCCAGAGACACAUGGGCGGAGAUCUUCACCAGAUGGCUUGCGAGGCCAGACGCGGGGCUGAUGAUCCUGGACCCCUAUGGCGGCAAAAUCGCCGACCUGCCGGAGUCCGCCACGCCAUUCCCGCACCGUGGAGGCGUGUUGUACAACAUCCAGUACAUGAAUUUCUGGGAGGGCGCCAACGAGGAGGCGGCGCGGGCAGGGUGGGUCAGGGAUGUGUACAGGUUCAUGGAGUCGUACGUGAGCAAGAACCCGAGGGAGGCCUACGCGAAUUACAAAGACCUUUGGCUCGGUGAGAAUGUCGUCGGCGCCGGUGCCAUUAGGAGCUACGAGGCAGGCAGGGUUUGGGGCGAGAAGUACUACAAGGGUAAUUUCAGGAGGCUCGCCAUGGCGAAACGUGAGAUAGACCCUGACGACUACUUCAGCAAUGAGCAGAGCAUUCCGCCGCUUGCUGUCCAGCUCAUCUUGACGAAUAUGGCGCAGGUGGAUCGAUCCUACUGA